Messenger RNA from Xiphias gladius (swordfish), 2084 nucleotides. RefSeq names its product probable G-protein coupled receptor 34. Gene Ontology annotation, molecular function: G protein-coupled purinergic nucleotide receptor activity. Gene Ontology annotation, cellular component: membrane. NCBI's taxonomy places the organism in Eukaryota, Metazoa, Chordata, Actinopteri, Istiophoriformes, Xiphiidae. The record is from RefSeq and is a predicted model, not a curated record. Gene Ontology annotation, biological process: G protein-coupled receptor signaling pathway.
AGGGGAAGUCGAGAGGGUAAAGCUUUUCAAUAAAAGGGGAAAAGGACCGAUCCAGGAAAAGACUGAAUGCAAACUGAAAACAGACAGCUGAGGGGAGGACAGGGAGUAGCAGAUACUGUCAAAAGGAUAUGCAAAAAGAGGAGUCCACGAGAUUUAACUCAUUCAGAGACUGAGGAGGCAGGCGAAGAUAGAAGAAGAAAGUUUUAAGGACGAGAACUGCAGUUUUAUCAUAUUUUUUUGUGUGUGUAACUCAAGUUGUAUUUAACACUUUUCAACAAAAAGUGCUCCCUGCUUUUGAAGUUUGACAGAGGAAAAUUCAGUCUGGAUUACUGUGCUGCACAUUCACACACGUUUAAACUACAGCUGUGCUGAAUCUCCUACGGAAGGAACAUUGAUGAGCCUGAUUGACGACCCUGAAGUUAGCCCUCCUCAGACACAAUGACCACGUUCUCCUCUGCCUCUUCUUUCCCCUUCACUCUUUCCGUCUCUGCUUCAUCCCUCCCUGCUUCAGUGUCAUCCUCCCAUCCUCCAGUGUCAGCUACCUCUCUUCCCCUUUCCUCUACUCCCUUCCCCACCUCCACCUCUUCAGUGGUCUCCCAAAACCAGACCGUUUGCGCAUUUGAUGACACGGACCUCCGUCUGCCAAUCAUAGUCUUCUACUCCCUCUUUUUCGUCUUUGGGCUUGUGGGUAACCUGUUUGCACUGUGGGUCUUCAUUUUCUUACACUCAAGCCACAAUUCUGUGAGAGUACUCCUCAUCAACUGUGCUGUGGCCGAUCUGGUCCUGCUGGCGUGUCUGCCCUUCAGGAUCCUCUACCAUGUUAAUGGAAACAAGUGGUUACUGGGAUCUGUAGCCUGCAAGCUGGUAGGAAAUCUAUUUUAUAUGAACAUGUACAUCAGUAUCAUGUUACUGGGCCUCAUCAGCCUGGACAGAUACUUGAGGUUAAAGGGAAAAGGUAGAGCACAGAGAGGCACGAUGAGGCUGUGGGGUCACAGUCGGCCAUGGAGCUGGGUGGCAUGCGGGGCUCUGUGGGGUCUGUCGCUGAUGGCGCUGGUGCCCAUGAUCGCCACAGCGGAGGACAGAGAGAACAGUGACCAGUGCUUCCAGUUUAAGCAGCGACGCAUAGCCACGGGGAAAGCCUACUUCAACGCGGUGCUGGUGGUGUUGUUCUGGGUUGUCUUCAUCAUGCUCGGGGUCUCAUAUGCAAAGAUUGCCUCCCAGUUGCUGAGGGUGUCACAGGACAAGCCAGACCUUCCCAACGCACAGAAAUACAAACGCACCGCCAAGAAAUCCUUCUUUGUCCUCUUUCUGUUCACCGUGUGUUUCGGGCCCUACCACACCUUUCGCCCUGUCUACAUCCUCUCCCAGCUCAGCGGAACAGCAUCGUGUUACCACUUGCAGCUGGUGGACCGCAUCAAUGAGGUGAUGCUGUUAUUCUCCGCCUUCAAUAGCUGUUUGGAUCCUGUCAUGUACUUUAUGUUAUCUGGCUCGGUGCGCAAAACCGCUCUCCGAGCACUUGGACACCGACUGGGCAAUCGGCUUCUCUUCCUACACGAUGCAACGUCGAUCACCUCGACAACCGAGUUCAGGCGGCCGUCUGUGCCUAUGGCUUUACCGAACCCUGAACUAAACACCCCCCUGGUCACCCCGAUAACCAGUAUGGUCAUCAACUCCACUCUACACCGCACGGGAAUGGCCAUGCUUCCACCUACUGGUCAACAGUAGGUGGAAGCAUGGACACUGGAGAAUUAAAUACCUUACAUAUCUAACAUAGGCUGGACUGAUCAGAAUUCUUUGUAAAACUGAAAAAAGCAUUUCCACACAUACUGCCUUCUUAUGUAUGUUUUUUAGUACUGAGUUAUUCUUACUGUCUCCCCUUCUGAACAUCUGCGCUCAGUGGAAAUCAUUGUUUAAAUUCUACUUUAAUGCCUGAGUGAAAGACUGACAAUACAGUAUUGUCUUAGGAGAGGCACUGUAAAGCGACUAAUAUGACAGCAGCUUUUCAAAGAAUGUGUGUCAGGUUUAUUUUCCAUCAGAAAGUGCUUGAAUGUUUCUGAAAAUAUAAAUGUGUAUAUUGGUAAUAA